AUGGGUAAAUCCCGAGCACAAUGUGAAGGGUUCGAGUUUGAUUCCGAGCUCGUAUGGGCCGACUGGAAACCAGGCAUCAAAUAUGUGAAACACAUUGAUGUGCAAAAUUUGAACGCACGAAGUAUGGAACUUCAGUACAGUCUUCCAGCCACUAGUGAAUUUCAAACAGUAUAUCCGAAGACCCGGAAAAUUGCUGCUGGCGCACUAUUUCGUCUGCCGAUCACUUUUGCACCAGUUAAAAGGAAAUUUCACGAAGAUCUAGUGACCUUUAAAAUCAAAAAUGCAAAUACAUUUUCUGUACACUUACGGGCCACCCUACCCGAAUACGCAAUCAAUAUACCGAAAAAAAUGAACUUUGGUUUUGUUGCAGUUAAUGAAUCCAAGUCACAAAUAUUUUCCAUUCGUAAUCUGAGCUCUCUGGAAACACCGUUUUCAUUGCGCAUUCAAUCCCCAUUUGGAGCUAAUAUUGUCGAGGGAAAUUUAUCUUCAAAGGAGAAACGUAUGAUCGAACUUAAAUUUCAACCACAGGUUGACGCAGCUGCCCGGGUAUCGCCAAUCAGCAGUGAGGUCGGCUUUACCAGAGAUCAAAUUUUUCGUGUCGGACUGACCACAUCGAUAAUCAGACCGGGACAAAAGAUUGAUAUUCCGGUAUACUAUCAACCAAAGGAGACUGGACGAGAUCACGUAGGCUAUUUCAAAGUGAUCACAUCGGAACUGUUUGGUGAAACCAUGGUUAAAUGUACAGGACAAUCUCCAAAAGUCAAUGUGCAGACAUCCGUGGACCAUUUAGUGUUUGAUAUCGUCCAGCUGGGUCAGUACGAUCAGCGUGUGUUACAUAUUCAGAACACCUGUGGUUUACCAACCUCCUAUCAACUGGUAACCAAUGCUAGUACCGGUAAACCAGGCGUAUCGACCAAAGACCGCCAGGAACGAUUUAGCGCUACCGUGUUCCCGAUCAUGGAUGGAUCCGCUACUGGGAUUAUUUCGAGCGGGGAUGAAAUUCGCGUGGUUAUUGGAUUUGUACCUCCUUGGACUGGUCAUUAUCAUCGUCGAUUGGUGCUAUUAGUCUCGAACCAAGCUCCGCUUUUUAUUGACUUGCUUGGGACGUGUCACGAUUUACACGAACAGCCACAUCAUUUAAAGAUGCAACAUUUGCGGAUCAAACAGUCACCGUAUGACGUUCAAUCGGUUCCCUCAGAAAAUGAAAUACAGCCCGCUGAUGACUAUUGUUCAACCAGUCAGAGUGCCUUCGAGGAAUAUGCCCGUGUGAAAUACGUCCUGGAAACUGUGAUUGAACCUCCGCCAAUCUCUAUCGAUCCAGCCUACAUUGAAUUCACUCCGAAUUCGGAAUGCGUACGACACGCAGUACGAUGUGCUCAGUACCAGAUUGAUACGGAACGACUCGGUUUGCCACCACAAGAAAACGGAGCAAGCUACGGACUGACCCGGACCGUAGUGGUACAGAACCAGACAACAGACGUUAUGCUCAUCCGAUGGACUCCACUGCGUUCAAUUCCGCCUUUGAUUUGGAAUAAAUCGAUAGAAACGCGUGACGUGGAUCAACGGAGCGCAGGUGAACGCUGGACGCGGAAAACCACGGGUGCAUUCUUCAUCGAACCAAUGGAAUGUGAACUGGCCGGUGGGGCUUCAUCUAACUUUGUGAUCACAUUUGUCCCAAAUUGUUUAGAUCAAUUUUUUCAUCACGAAUUCGAGGGUUUUGCAGCCUACAAAAUUCAAAGGGAUUGCAGUCUAUGCAGUCCGGACGUGUUGCGUGCGCCGCAUUGUAUCGCUGUCAGCUGCAUUGGUCACACAUUUGCUCCAUCAAAACAACCCUUCAUGCCAGAGUUUGGAAUAGAUCGUCGCAGUAUUCGUUAUCCAUCAAUGGAUGCCGGUGAGACCAGAUUUGAAACAUUUUGUGUGCGCAACAAUAGCGCGCAGCCGUUAGUUGUUCAGCGGAACACGCUUUCGAAACCUGUAAUAGAACAGAAAAAUUUCAUGGGAAAUAGUUGCACUAUCCAGCUUAUUCCGCCAAUUCUACAAAUCCCCCCAAAGUCGGAAUCUAUCCUGGUCGUUCAGUGUGAUGCAAGCCCUACGUUGAAGAAACUGAGUCAACCUGUUCACGAGAAUCAUAGUCUGCAACUGUUGUUCAACAAACGACCGGAUUAUGAGUUGGCUUUACCGGUUAUAGUUGAUGUGAUAAAAGCGGCGGUAGAGUUGGAACACGACGGUGAACUUUAUUUUCCCCCAGCCCAAAUUGGAGCACCAGUGAGGCGCAAAUUUGCAAUUCAUAAUAUGACGUCAUUCAAAACACGAUUCGAGUGGGUUUUAUUGUCACAACACGAGAAGGAACUCUCAGUGACCCCGAAGACUGGUUUACUCCGACCAAAUGAAAUUCAGUAUCACACGUGGACAUUUUGUGCCACAGAAAAUUGUCAACGCGUGUUUACCGCCUAUCUACGAUUUGCUCGUACAGAGCUGGAUCGCACCUUUCCGGUUUGGCCGGAGCACACUGGUCGUGUCCGAUUGCGAGUGAUCGCCAUUGCUGUUCCAGUCCGGUUGCAGAUGGAGCCGAACUCGGCCAAUUGUGAUACAAUUCGGAUCGGUACCCAUUCAUCUGUGCAACUGAAGUUGCGUAACCCGUGUCUGGCUUCCACGUAUUUCACACUGACAACUCAAGUGACCUUAUACGAGGAUAGCAUCACAGAUACACCAUCGUGUCCAAGCGCGGGAAUCUCACAUGAAAUCCCCUCCGCUUGUGAUGAUUUGGUCGGCAUUUUGCCCAGCUCAGGUCUGCUAGCCGGACAGUCCAGUUUACCCGUGCUGGUUACUGUGACACCACCGUUAGCCGGAUCCUAUCGGAUUCAAUUGUUCUAUCAACUUUGGUCGGACGAAACAAGUACGCAGACUGUGACCGUCACACAAACUUCGGACUCGGCAAUGACCUCCGUAAAUUCCUCUUGUUCACUGACGGGGCCUAUACCAAUUGCAAUGCUUAUCUGGAACGCGGUCUAUCCAACACUCCGAAUUACCGAUAUUGCCGGAUCGGGUCUUUUGGAAGCGUAUGGUGCGGUCGAAUUGUGGCGAGAUCUCGGUCUUGACGGUGUGAAUGUCAGUUUAGCUUGUGAGCCUACAUGGAAUGAAUUAAAAGACGCGAUCGGUUCACGAUCAACAUAUCGAGACCAUCCCAAGGCUAAACAGCCUCGCGGACCUGUGCAUGAUAUGUUUCUGGCCGCCGGUACCGCACCGGAAGGGACGGAUCCAUGUGAGUCUACGGUGCGUCUGCUGGUACAGAACACCUCAAAAGUGGAUGCGCGUUUUGCGUUUCUUUUCCCCGAGAAUUUAUACGACAAACUACCCAAUUGGGCAGAAAGUGGAAUGUACUCAGACGAGGAGUUGCAUCAUAUGUAUGUACAGAACAAUCUUUUGUUCAAAAUUCAACCCCGGCGGGUCAAAUUGAAAUCUGGUGAGCAUGUGGAGAUUCAGAUCACAUACAAUCAUCGUAUGACCGGAGCAAAUCAUCUUCCAGUUCUGUGGAAAAUUGACGGUGGACGGGAGAUUCAGCUAAACUUACUCGGCAUCACCUUACCAUUGCAUCAACCCUAUUUGCACUUUGCUCAAAGACGAUACACUUUUCCGGCUGUCCCACUGUCUACUGGGGACAGCCGUCUGGGCUAUCUGUUUCGCAUGCAGCUGCGAAAUCCAAGCGCUCGUGCUGUUCAGUAUCAGGUCUGGCCGCUACAAUGGCCACCGGAUUCCACACAUCCGAAUCGACUGCUUCGACAGAACGCGGAUGAACCCACGGCUGUCGGAGGUUGUGAAUACGAUAUGCCCGUACUAUAUUGUUCUAACCAGAUCGGUGUGGUGGAUGCAUAUGGAUUCGGUCAUUUGGAAUGGCGUUUCCGUCCGUUCGAGGCUAAAUCUUAUUUGGCCUAUUGCCCCAUUCGCAUUCGUGAUGCUCUGGGCGUGCCGAAUUCGGAGAGGGACAGCAGCCGAGAAAAAUACAAUGAUACAAUUUUGUUGGAGUUGGUCGCUAUCGCCUAUGAUCCACGUCAACUCGGAUCUAAACGUGUUCCGGCUCAUCCUCAACGUGUUCAAUUGCCAAGUGCUAAAGAGCGAAAUGGAUUCACUGUGGACGGUGACGCAGAAAUUGCCGGCUUGCAAGCAGAACACACACUCAGGAGACUGGAAUCGGGCGAGUCUGUUUGGGUUCAAUUAUCACAUCAUUUCCUCAGUUUGGGACGAGUGACUUUAGGCGCACGGGUUAGACGGUUAUUUCACAUGAACCACUGUGCUCCGAACAUGUUUGAGAUGCCGACUGAUCAGCGAGCAGUACCAACAUAUCGAUAUUUAUUUUACCCUCGAUUACCUGAAGAUAUGGAGUCACUGGAAAUUCAUCCCCAGUUCGGUCACAUACGUCCCGGCCAGUCCAUACAGAUCGAAGUCACGUUUACCGCCCUCGGUAUCCCGCGAAUUGUGGACAUUGAGCUCACCUGUGAGCUUCGAGAUGAGGCUCUGGAACAGGCUUACGAGAAUGCCAUGACUGUAUGGCAAGCCGAUUGUGAACGACGGCAAGUGGAGUUUACGUACACGGAUAAGAACCCAUUGAAUGAACUGAAUCGGGGCGGCAGAGACCGUUGGUUCAAACGAAUUACUUCCGAAGGUGAUACAAUUAAGAACCAGCCAAUGGCACCGAAACCUCAUUUCUUACAUCUUACACUAGGUUUGGAGGUGGUCAGUCACGAAGAAUUGCAGCUCAACUGGCCCGAGACGUGGAACACUCAGUUCAUUGACAGCACAUUAUUAUUGCAACCGAUUCACACGAUGGCUCCUGUGCUGAACGGUAGUGGCCCUUUCAGUCCAGUGCAACAGCAGUGCUGUGUAGCAAUGAUCUCUUCCGUCGUAUCCGGAUUGCUACACGAUCCGGAUUUUGUUGAGCUGAUUAAACAAGCCACCUAUUCGGAAUCCAACGCAUCCGGAGAUGACCCCGUCCCAUUCUUUGUGCAGUUCCGUGACAGAAAUUGUUCCGCACAAAUGUCGAACAUCGAGCAAAACGAUCGCGAUAGAACCCCGACCGUGGAGCCAGUCGGAGAGAAAUCUAUCCAUAUGGUGAUGCAGACGCAACCAUUCGAAUUUGACACGUGGUUGACAGACACAGAACAGCACCAUGACCGGCUUGUUACGGACGGCCUGAACGACUCAGGUGAAGAAGAUGAGAUCUGUAUGAACAACCCGGGGUUUCGGAGUCUGGCUGAAACGACAAUCGCACAGAUAUUGCGUAACAUUUUGACAGAAGCCAAUGUACAUGAGAUCGAGCUGACAAGUCGGUUCCGUGCGAUUGUCCUACCGCCAAACGCCGACUUUGGUCAACUGGACAGGGAGAACGGCGACAGUUACAGCUCACGUGACGUCAGGACGCAAAGCCCGAAAUAA
Messenger RNA from Fasciola hepatica (liver fluke), 5430 nucleotides. Lineage: Eukaryota; Metazoa; Platyhelminthes; Trematoda; Plagiorchiida; Fasciolidae. The record is from the annotation of a GenBank genome assembly.